UCCAACGGUUCAGCUUCGCUUCUUCUGUUUCUGCGUCCUCAAUCCAAUCCAGUAGCCACCGGCCGGCCGAUGGCGGCGACGGCUGCGGCGUACAGCUGCUCGGCGGCGGCGGCGGCGCUGCCGUUCCCGGGGAGCCCCUUCGCCCGUCGCUCGCCCCCGUCCCGCGUUCACCUCGCCUCCUCCAAUCCCAAGCUCGGGAAGCCCGUUCCCAGCCUGAGAGCUUCAUAUCGUCGAAGGCAACCGUAUGUCCGCGCGUGCUCCAGCGAGGUUGAUCCGGACGCCUCGGCAGCGUCACCGGCAGAAGCUAGUUUUGAUAUAAAGCUUCCUAGAAGAAGCUUGCUUGUUCAGUUUACAUGUACUAAAUGUGAUGCAAGGACAGAGCGUUUGAUAAACAGGGUGGCCUAUGAAAGAGGAACCGUGUUUCUUCAGUGCGCUGGGUGCCAGGUGUAUCACAAGUUUGUUGACAAUCUUGGCCUAAUUGUCGAGUAUGACCUACGAGAAGAAAAUGGGGUGAACACUUGUGCUGAAGACUGAUUUGGAAUGUGUCAUAGAAGCCAGGCAUGCUAAGUUUCCUCUAAAUAUACUAGGUUUGAGUCUUGACAACAUUGACUAUUUGAACCUUGUAGACUGCUUAUAUUGAACAGUAUUUGUGCAUUGAAAUAGCAGCUUACUCAGUUCAUAACUGGGUUUAUAUGGACUCAAAUAGUAUCACAAUUCACAAUACCAGAUUACCUUAUUGUUACCAAAAAUUGCUCUCAUUAUAGAAAAACGAUACAUUGUUGCUGGAAGUUGCUGGCACUAAUUGUAUGAUAUUCGCACUGUAUGCACAUCAUCAUUCUUUGC
Molecule: messenger RNA, 843 nt
Organism: Triticum dicoccoides
Lineage: Eukaryota; Viridiplantae; Streptophyta; Magnoliopsida; Poales; Poaceae
Exons: 4
Coding region: 70-534 (154 amino acids)
Biological process (GO): protein import into mitochondrial matrix; protein stabilization; protein folding
Cellular component (GO): mitochondrion
Molecular function (GO): protein-folding chaperone binding; zinc ion binding
Source: RefSeq, a predicted model, not a curated record